This is a messenger RNA of Vicugna pacos (alpaca), 5733 nucleotides long. NCBI's taxonomy places the organism in Eukaryota, Metazoa, Chordata, Mammalia, Artiodactyla, Camelidae. The record is from RefSeq and is a predicted model, not a curated record.
CUUCCAUAUACUUUAAAAGGGUGCAUUAUGAUGGUAUGUGAAUUAUAUCCCAAUAAAGCUGUUCUAACAACCAGCUUUUUUAUCUGUAAGACAAUCUUCAAAAUUAACCUCAGAAGAAGGACACUGCCGGGGGAGGGGGGAGCUCCUCACACCACUUAACAUUUCAAGGAUUGUAUUCGUCUUCUCUUCAUUUGAGUCCUGGCUUUAAAACAAGUCUGCCCUGCAUGGUCAGGGUCAGAUCUCUCUGGCUGGUUGCCCAGAUGACCGAGAUUCUGAAUGGUUUCUUUGUUCUGUAGAUUUAUCAUUUCAAAAAUGAACCUAUUUUUCUGUGUCUCCGAAGCUGAGGAAUAGAGAUGCCGGGGGUCAGCAAAUGGUCGUAGAAAGCCACUUAAUCUGCAGACCAGCUGGAUGUCAGAAGGCUUUGCUCUAUGGGCCUCUUGUUCCUUGGAGGCUUUGUUGCUGAUAGGUGGGCAGGCGGCUCGCAGGCCUGGCGGAGUCACGUCCUGCUUGCAGAGGCCUCUGUGCUGGGUUCUGCAGGCAGGUGACGCCCGACCACGAGCCCUGUCUCUGUAAGCCUCCAAUUCCUCGUCAGGGGAACCAGAGAGACGUCAGCCUCCUCACCCAGGGUGGCCGCGCCAGAUCGUGGCCGUGCGCCUGUUCUGUGAAUGCUGAGGGUGUGCACCGGGGCACGGUCUUGGGGUCGCACACUUGGGGUGGCUCCAGAGGACGUGGUUGUAAGGGCAGAAGGAUGAGGACUGAAGGGAGGAAAGGGCCGUGGACGUAGUGGGUGUGGGGUCAGGAUGGAAGGUGGUAGAGCUGAUGGUUGGAAGUCUGCAGUAACAAGGGGUGUUCGACGCCCAGCCAGCAGCCUCUGCCCUAACAGCCGACGCGCCUGGUGUGCUGCUGGGGCCGCCUCGGUCAGACAGCGGGCAGCUGGCCCACCCCGCGUGGAAAUGCUGGCAAAGGCGACGGAGGAGCCCGCCCUGCUCUGCUCUCAGCUUCCCUCAGAUCAGCCUUUCCUACGUGUUCUGGAUUCUCGAGCAUCCUUUACAGCAGCUCCUAUUCUCACAAAGCCCCUCAGGGAUUAAAAGAAAGAAAUCAUUUCUGUGUAGCACACGAUCAAGAGGCGCUAAACGUAAGCGUUUUUGCCCGUGUGGCUGUGCUGACACGUUACUGAAGAGCGUCCUCGUGGGGCCCACUUUGACCCGGUGGAUGAAGCUUUCAGGUCUGGUUACGGAGCCCUGGAUGUCCGUCUCUGGAUCUUUCUAGCCGUCUUUGUGCUCAUCAGGGUGUCCACACUCCCUCUCCCACCAGUGGUCUGUUUUUGGUGCGCGUUAAGAAGGUAAGAAUAAAACACAGUUUAGAAAUACAUCAGCUUAAAAACCACCGCCUGAUGGCGUUUGCUAACCUUGCUGCCACGUCUGCCCGAUUGACGGAGUCUCAGGCCCCUCUAGAAGCUCUGCUGACGUGGGGAGGUCUUUUCUCUCGUCGAUUUUAAGGGACAUGUGUUCCCGCUUGAACCUCUCUGACACUGGGAUGUGUCCUACGGUCAAUGGCAUCUUACGCUGAUUUUUUUCUUUCUCCUAAAAGGGUUCAUCUUAACGAUAAAUUACAUCAGGUUCUAGAUUCGAUGGUUUGUGGUAAAUGAUACUGGUCGUGGAAUUCAGGAAAGUCACUGUCCUUGUCGUUUCCAUUGCCAUGCAGCCAGGAGCUCCCAUGUCAUCUUCCUCUGGAGAAAACCAAGGAAACGUCUUUUGUCUUUGCAGGUUUUCAUUGAUAGACCACAAGCAGGUCUUCCACCCUCAGCUCUCUGACUGCAGAAGGCUGCACUGGCUCAAUGACCUGUAAGGGCCGUGCCAGCACUUCCAUCCUGUCUGUCCCCAAGGCCUUGCCUUAGUAGAACUUGGGCUCCGUGUGCAGCUGUCGGUGUGCCAGGCCUCCUUACUGCUGAAGGUCUCCUUGUCUGCGAUGGACAGGGUCACCUAGCGGCACACAUGCCCUGGAAGCAUGAAUGACGGCAAGAGUACCCGAAACCUGUACCAGCAAUGCACCGCCACGGCCCCCAGGCUGCUGGCGCAAAUCUCCAGGCUGCUCCUCGUCUGCCGGAACGCCGGCAUCUCUGUACCCAAGGGCAUCAGAAACAUCUUUGAGUUCACCUGGGAGGAGCUGAUCACCGACCCCAUGAUCCCCACCCCAUCUGACAUCCUGGGCCUGGAGAUCAGCAUUGGAGCCCCGCCCAUGAUGCUUGUGGAACCAGCCCCCGUGCAGGCCCCCACGCAGAAGAAGCCACCCCCGCCGGUGCUCCCGCUGCCGAAGCUGUCCGCAUCCGCGGGGCCGGCCAAGUUCCGCACCCACUCUCACAGCCACAGCCACAGCCACAGCCACCGGGCGGCCUCCAGCCAGGAGACCCUGCGCAGGUUCCAGCGGCAGUCCAUCCACCUGCUGACAGAGCUCCUCACCCUGAAGAUGAAGGCCAUGGUGGAGUCCGUGUCAGUAGACGCCAACCCCCUGGACAUUACGAGGCGCUUUGUGGAGGCCAGCCAGCUCCUCCACCUCAAAGCCAAGGAGAUGGCUUUCGACUUCCUGAUUGGCACCGUCGGAAAAGGUGGCUCUGGAGUUGCACAGAUGAGGAAAGAGUCUCCCACGAACAUCCCCGCCAUGGGCGUGAACUCGCCGUACCAGCUGGUCUACGAGUCCUCUACUGGCUGCCUGAGCUUCUCCCUCUCAACCGGGAAGGAAGGCAAGAAGAAAACAGGCAAAUUCAAGAACAUGGAAGAAGUAGGCCUCACAUCCCUACAACGUGGGACAGGACCCUCUGCCUCUGACAUUGUCGAGCUCAGCGACCCCUGCCCCGAAGCCCGGGAGAAGCUGCAGGAGUUGUGUCGCCUUAUAGAAGCUGAAAAGAUCUCGUGGAAGGGGAGUAAUGUCUUCUACCCCAUGGUCUUACGCAACUACAGGACUAAGAUACCCUCUCAUCUAGCGUCGAACCUCAGAGGGGACGCUCAGAACCCGAGCUCCCAGCACCCGCACCCCGUGGGCGCUCAGCCCCCCACCCCCAGCCCCCAGCCGCCCCCCGCCCACCACCUGCACUCGGGCCAGCGCUCUCAGGAGUGGAUGGGCAAGAAGCCCAUCAAGCUGCACUACUCCUUCUACGACGGCUCCUCCUUCGUGUACUAUCCGUCCGGAAACAUCGCCGUGUGUCAGAUCCCCACGUGCUGCAGAGGGAGAGCCAUCACCUGCCUCUUUAACGACACGCCCAGCUUCUCCUUCCUGGCCAUGUUUAAUGCUGAAGGCCAGGGCUGCGUUCACUACAACCUGAAGUCCCGCUGCCCGUACGUCUUGGUCUUGGAUGAGGAAGGUGGGACCACCAACGACUACCAGGGCUACGUCGUCCACAAGUGGAGCUGGAGCUCUAAGACAGAGACCUUGCUGUCCCUGGAAUACAAGGUGAACGAGCAGAUGAAGCUGACGGUGCUAGGCCAGGACUCCAUCACGGUCACCUUCACCUCCCUGAACGAGACAGUGACACUCCCUGUAUCUGCCAACAACUGUCCCCACGGGAUCCCCCACGAUAAGCGGUUGGCCCGCCGAAUCAGCAUCAUGGACGAAAAGAUGUCUAAGGUGAGCCGGGCCCUGGUGGAGAUCAAGAGGCGGUUUCAGAAGACCGUGUCCCGCUUCAUGAAUUCCAUCCUGUUGGCGGCAGGCCUGUUAACCAUUGAAUAUCCAGUAAGGGAAGAGGCGGAAGUCAGUCAAGCCAGGUUAAAAUCUGGGCCCAUUCCCGAGCGAGGCAACAAGCUAAGUUUAUACUCGGGAGAAAUCCUUUUAUUACAAUCCCAGUCAGUCCGACCUGAGUCCUUGAUUGAAGAGUCUUCGAAAGAAGAGCCUGGGUCGGCUCCUGUGAGCCCCGCUCGGAAGAAGACCUUCAAAGUCCAAGCCAAGGCCAUGGUCACAGCCAGAGGGAAGGCCGCAGAGAUGCGCAGCCCCACCAGGUGGGCAGCCUCGCCCUCAGACUGCCCACUGGUGCUGCGGAAGCUCAUUCGCAAGGAAGACGUCCGGGCAGGCUGCAGGUGCAUGGUGAGGGCGCCCCAGGUGUCCGACGUGGAGCUGGAGCGCUUCCUGUCGGCGCCCCGUGACCCCAGCCAGGUGCUGGUGUUCGGGAUAGUGUCGGGCCAGAACCCCUCCAGUUCAGGGCAGCUGCAGUGGCUGCUGGACACGCUCUACAACCACCAGCAGCAGGGCCGCGCCUCGCCCUGCAUUCAGUGCCGGCAUGACCCCUACCGCCUGCUGCGGUACGACCUGGACAGCCCCCUGCAGAGGGACCCGCCCUUGAUGGUGAAGAAGUACGGGGUGAUACAGGGGAUGGUUCUGAUGUUCGCUGGGGGCAAGCUCCUCUUUGGGGGCUGCGUUCUGAAUGGAUAUGGCGUCAGCAGGCAGAAUCUGCUGAAACAGAUCUUCCAGGCUCAACAGGACUGCAAGAUGGGCUACUUCCUGCCAGAGAACUACAAGUUUAGCGUUUCGACCUCCAUCCCAGACCUGGAAGACUGUGACUCACCCAAAAAAGCAGUGUCAGGAGACAUCCAAGGAAGCGUCUCCUCAUUGGCCUUGGGAGACAAGAUGGAAGAGUCUUCCCUUAAAGCUGAGAAAAUGCAGCAGCCUGAAGUGGACCUGCAUCUUCUCAGCAAAGCCAGGAACAGCAAUAAGAAAGCUCCCUGGAAAAAACAGGCCUCCAAGAAGUGAUGCCGCCCCCUCGGCCGGCCCGAGCUCUGGCCUGGAUGCAGCCCCUUCUGUGCGCCCCCCGGUCUCCUGCCUCUUCUCUGAGCUCUGCCAAAUAAAUACGCCUGCCUCCAGCGUCUGGGUGAGGCUGUGGUCUAGGCUGGCCCCUACAAGACCAGAGGCUCCCGACAAUCCUGUUCCAGGCCGAGGCCUCGGAAAUGUGGUUCCUUCAACCCGGAGCUUCCUCUGUGGCCGCUGAAGUCAGUCUGAGAAUGCCCCACUGCCAAGGAAGUGAAGGUCUCCAGGGGGGCAAGCCAGUGACACACUAGCUCUGGUGAGGUCCCGGAUGUGCCCUCCCUCCCUUGGCUGGGUGCGGAAAGGCUCGGAUUGCGGUCCAGGAGGAGAACAGGGUGAGUGGGCGAGGCAGGAGCAGAGAGUGCAAGAAAGCCAGGUGAGGGGAGGAAAGACAAAAGGAGAGGUGAGAGCGAUGGGGAGAGAGUGUGGGGGGAGGGAGGGGGGGCAUGGCGUGGGGUGGAAGGGCAGUGACAGGCCACGCCCAGGGCCCCCCGGUGGCACUGCGAGAGCCAGAGCCUCUGUGGCCCGGGUGUGCCAACAUCCCUGUUGAGCCCAAACUCAGUGCCCUUUGCAGAUUAGACGCCCCACCCCACCCCGAGCUGCCAGCCUGAAGAGUCCUUACUAGCAUCACGGGGCCCAGAGAUGGCAGCCCCCCUGGUGUGCCGACACCUCAGCGAGGCACAUGUCACACCAGCUCUGGGCCCACCUGUCUGGGGUCCCAAGAGCCACUUCCCAGCUUGGCAAGGACCUCAGAGGGUCUGCCUUGCUCUGCAGGCCGGGGAGUGAGAAACUUCAGGCCCUGGUCCGUGGGCAGCGUUGGGCACACUUAACUACUUGUGCUCCCUCUGUAAACACAUGCUUUUUUAACUCAAAUUCUUUGAUGUUUAAUUUUUAUCCUCUGUAUCAUAUGAAGACCUUUUUUUGAAUUAUACAUUUGUCCCCCUA